CUUGCAUUCUGCGGACCUUCUCCGAACCUCAUGUUCAAGACCUUGAUCGCAAGUGCCGCCCGCCACGGUGGCAUCGCUACCUCUCGCCAUUUCUCAUCCGGUCCCACAAUGCACGGCACAACGAUCUUGUGCGUGCGCAAGAAUGGCAAAGUUGUUGUCAUUGGCGACGGACAAGUGUCUCUUGGUCACACGAUUGUCAAGCCGAAUGCGCAAAAGGUCCGCCGGAUCAACGAAAACGUUAUCGCAGGGUUUGCAGGAUCUACGGCCGACGCGUUCACGCUCAUCGAGCGCUUGGAGAGCAAAUUGGAAGAGUACCCUGGACAAUUGACACGCGCCUGCGUGGAGUUGGCCAAGGCGUGGCGAACGGACAAGUACCUCCGCGCGCUGGAAGCGCUCCUGAUUGUCACGGACAACAAGCAGUCGUUCACGUUGACCGGGAACGGCGACGUGCUUCAACCACACGAUGGGAUCAUCGGCAUCGGAUCCGGCGGCACGUACGCGCUGGCUGCCGCUCGUGCGUUGAUCGAAGAGCCGCACUUGUCGGCCGAAGAAGUGGCGCGACGCAGCAUGAAGAUCGCCGCCGACAUUUGCGUCUACACCAACCACAACGUCGUCGUCGAAGUGUUGGACGAAGAACCCAGUGUUGCUGCUACUGCGUCUCCCCCGGCGUAAACACGAUCCCAGUCUAUGGUCGUGAAUGAACGCGAGGACUCCUCUUCCA
Molecule: messenger RNA, 721 nt
Organism: Aphanomyces astaci
Lineage: Eukaryota; Oomycota; Saprolegniomycetes; Saprolegniales; Verrucalvaceae
Product: ATP-dependent protease subunit HslV
Exons: 4
Coding region: 31-672 (213 amino acids)
Cellular component (GO): HslUV protease complex; proteasome core complex
Molecular function (GO): threonine-type endopeptidase activity
Source: RefSeq, a predicted model, not a curated record